UGAGAGAAGAUAGCGGCUCUCACCCUAAUUCGAGCUUGGCAGUGCGAAGCUGCUUUCGGCCAUUCGAGGAAGAUACUCUGAAGGAGACACGUACCAAAAGUGUAUCAGAAGCAGCAUGCGACAGUACUGCGUAUUCGUUCUCGCUGUACUUGCCAGUGCUUCAGCGAGCACUGUGCAAGAUUCCAACAACUACAUGGACUUAGUCCUUGAACAACAUAUGCCACACCUUGUAAUGGGAAACCAUGACCUCUAUCCCGGGGCUCGAAUUCCAGACUUCAGCUUCAAGAUUCUCAAGACAAGGAUCACUAACCGAGACUUGAAGGCUAACAUAACCGACGGCUUCAUCCACGGGUUCGACAAUGGCGUCCACCGUUUGGGCAACUGCGAACAGCCUAUUCUGCUCAACGGAAACACCACCGUCAACUGCGUGCUCAAUAUGACUGGAAUUGGGGCAACACUCACUGCGACGACCAAGGGAGACAGUUUGGUGGGCACGAUCAAGACCAUUUGGGUCAACGUUACGCUGAAGAAGGAGACCGUGCUUAGGGUAGCUGUUACCGCACAGCACCCGAAGCCAGCAUCACUGAUGACUUUCUUCAUGGAACGGCUCAAACUGAAGACCAAGUACGACGAGUACCUGAGUCUGAAUGACGAUCGCGAAGAUCAGUUCGAAGAGCUCAUCGAGGAGAAGGUCAGAGACGUGCUCAUUUCUGCAAUCUACAACCAGUACAAGGCUGUGUUCGAGGUAGCUGUCCACAUGGCAACGCCAGCAUUCCCACGCGCCUGAAUCAGAGGAGUCGUAUGUUUUCAUUCUGUUCCACACACUAUAUGCCGCAGCCAUUACGGAUUUUCUUGAUCAAAGGUCCAAACUUAUGAAUACUACGGAGAAAUAAAUGUUGCACUAUUGUUGCCACCACCAAUGCUUCUUACAAAUUAAAGCGUCGAUGUUAAAAUCUGGAUAGGUUUCCGAAUAGCCUCAAUAAUACUCAUGUGCUGCUUAUAUUCUGGCUAUAAUUUCACUGUCGAAUGCCCGCGUAUUGCCUUCGCAAGGCCAAUAAGGGAGGAAUAUUCGUCAGCGGUUAUUUCGACACAUGCGCGGUGCGUCAGCCUGCUUUGUUUGAUACGAUGAAGCUCAUUUGUGGGUCUUCAAACGCUAAGUAAUGUCAGCGGAAACUUUUCUUUAUCGAAGUGCCGCUUGUUGUUCAAUCAAAUGAUAUACUACCUUUCAGUAUUAUGUCUUUUAAGGUCAAUAUUGGGCACGUCUGUUUAAGCAUUGUUUCUUGUUAGAGAACUGAAAUGGAAAUAAAAAUGUGAUCAAAAAGCAGGUUUUCGAUGGGUUCUACCACUGGUUCAGCAUUGUCUCAAUGUACCAAUACUACAUCUCUUGUAGCACGACAAUAAAAUUGUGUACACGUUA
Molecule: messenger RNA, 1417 nt
Organism: Rhipicephalus microplus (southern cattle tick)
Lineage: Eukaryota; Metazoa; Arthropoda; Arachnida; Ixodida; Ixodidae
Product: salivary anticoagulant protein P23
Source: RefSeq, a predicted model, not a curated record